Antrostomus carolinensis (chuck-will's-widow) is the source of this 383-nucleotide messenger RNA. It is a transcript of the gene G6PD, whose product is annotated as glucose-6-phosphate dehydrogenase. Gene Ontology annotation, biological process: glucose metabolic process; pentose-phosphate shunt, oxidative branch. The transcript has 2 exons. NCBI's taxonomy places the organism in Eukaryota, Metazoa, Chordata, Aves, Caprimulgiformes, Caprimulgidae. The record is from RefSeq and is a predicted model, not a curated record. Gene Ontology annotation, molecular function: glucose-6-phosphate dehydrogenase activity; NADP binding. The annotation marks the transcript as partial. Gene Ontology annotation, cellular component: cytosol.
GUGAAGGUGCUGAAGAGCAUCGGGCCGGUGGAGCGGGAGGACGUGGUCCUGGGUCAGUACGUGGGGGACCCCGAGGGGCCACCUGAGGCCCAGAAAGGCUACCUGGACGAUCCCACCGUGGCCCCCGGUUCCACCACCGCCACCUUCGCCGCCGCCAUCUUGCGCGUGGCCAACGAGCGGUGGGACGGUGUCCCCUUCGUGCUGCGCUGCGGGAAGGCCCUGAACGAGCGCAAGGCCGAGGUGCGGCUGCAGUUCCGGGACGUCCCCGGUGACAUCUUCGGCCGCUGCAAGAGGAACGAGCUGGUGGUUCGAGUCCAGCCCGACGCCGCCGUCUACACCAAGAUGAUGACCAAGAAACCGGGGAUGUUCUUCAGCCCCGAGGA